Fomitopsis serialis is the source of this 1119-nucleotide messenger RNA. RefSeq lists its product as uncharacterized. The transcript has 3 exons. NCBI's taxonomy places the organism in Eukaryota, Fungi, Basidiomycota, Agaricomycetes, Polyporales, Fomitopsidaceae. Bases 1 to 1044 code for a protein of 347 amino acids. The record is from RefSeq and is a predicted model, not a curated record.
AUGAGCCUCGCGGAUGGGACUGUAGGAGACAGAGUUGAAUAUGCCAUCGCUCAGCACGGGUCAGACAAAGACGGCCGAGUCGCCGCAGCGGCGGGAACCACAUCUGAGCUCGCGGAUGCUACAGUCGCCACUGCCGCCACAAGAGCGUUCGUAGACGAGCUACUUGAUAGCUACUCAGACAUCGAGCUCCUCGAACACAUCACCCGCUCUCCACGUCUAGCCUCAGUACUACCCUAUUUACAACAGCCGAUCCGGCUAUUAUUCCCCACCCUCCUCGCCAAGCGAAGCGGGCAUGACUUCGAUGAAGAGCCCCUGCCAGACGAGGUUGGUGCCCUCCAACAUGCGCGUGCCGCCGGUGUGAGGGUCCCAGCUUUUCGUCGUCUAGUUCCUGCUGGAGAUGAUGGGAUCUACUACAUCGUCAUGGAACGGAUCAGUGGUCCCACUCUCGCACAAGCGUGGUGGAACCUCGGCUUGUGGGGGACUGUACGUGCAGCAUGGCAACUACGAAAAAAUCUUCGACUGCCACUUCAUGCUGUCACGUCGCAAACGACUGGUGGCGCCCACAGCGGUCGGACCCGCUGCAUAUGGUUAUACGCUCUACGCGGCCCCGCGCGCCACGCCUCUCCUGCAGUAUUCACCAGCUAUCUCAACUGGUGGCUUGUGAAUUGUCGCCCCACGGUAUUGAAACCACGCUACGACCUCGUGCUCCAACCGGCUAAGCAGCAUGUCCUCGUUCACCAAGACCUUGCCCCGCGCAACAUGAUAUUGGAUGCUCAGGGAGACCUUUGGCUCGUGGACUGUGGGCAUGCCGGCUUCUAUCCUUCGUUCAUGGAGUACUUUGGGAUGGAGGUUCGGUCGCCUGAGACACCCUGGCUCUCCGAGCGCACCUGGGCUGCAUGGUGGGGUCACUUCCGAUGGUCCAUCCGUUGGAUUGCAGCUGGCAGCUUUUAUCGGUAUCGCAAGGCUUGGAAAGCUUAUGCUGUCAUCAAUCUCCGCACACAUAGGUUUAGAGGAGAACAUGUACCUUUCUCGGAUCAUCUAUGACUGUCCAGUCGCAUGCAGUCCAUUUCUAUUCUAUGGGAUUGCAUUUGCGCACACUGACAGACGGGCCAUCUGGAA